Molecule: messenger RNA, 2007 nt
Organism: Xenopus laevis (African clawed frog)
Lineage: Eukaryota; Metazoa; Chordata; Amphibia; Anura; Pipidae
Gene: prxl2b.L
Product: peroxiredoxin like 2B L homeolog
Biological process (GO): prostaglandin biosynthetic process
Cellular component (GO): cytosol
Molecular function (GO): prostaglandin F synthase activity
Source: RefSeq, marked provisional
GACAGGAAGGUAGACAUGGGCUCUCUGGACCUGGCUAAGGCGGGCGCUAUCCUGGUGAAGAAUGCGCUCAGUGGAGAGAUGGUUGAGUUGAAGUCCCUGUGGAAGGAGCAGACCACUGUCCUGCUUUUCUUGCGGAGAUUUGGCUGUCAGAUUUGCCGUUGGAUUGCAAAGGACAUGGGUAAGCUGAAGGAAUCCUGUGACGUUCACCAGAUACGCCUCGUAGGAAUUGGACCAGAAGAAGUAGGACUCAAAGAAUUCCUGGAUGGCAACUUUUUUAAUGGAGAACUUUAUAUAGAUGACUCCAAGCAGAGCUACAAAGACUUAGGUUUCAAAAGGUACAGUGCACUCUCUGUAAUUCCUGCUGCUCUGGGGAAAAAGGUUCGAGAUAUUGUCACCAAGGCAAAUGCUGAUGGAGUGCAAGGUAACUUCAGCGGGGAUCUUCUACAGAGUGGCGGGAUGCUAAUUGUCAGCAAAGGUGGUGAAAAGGUGUUGCUGCACUUUAUACAGGACUCUCCUGGUGACUAUGUGCCUUUGGAAACCAUUGUUCAGACUCUUGGAAUCACUGCUAAUGUGACUGAAAGCCAACGCCCACAGUGUAAUGAUGAUGUUUGUACAAGAUGAAGAAAGAAGACCAUGUGGAGUCUUGGUUGUACUCUUAUCUGUUCAUGGAUUGGCUGCGCAUAAUCAGGCUGAAUUUCAUGAAGUCAAAAGCAAAAGAAAAACAUUGAGAGGGUACACCACCUCAUAAAGUAAAAAAAACUUUAUUGAAACAAUAAAAAACAGAUGGCUGCAGUGUAAUAGACACCCAACUCGUUUCGGGAACCCCUUAGAGGGGUUGUUCACCUUUGAGUUAACUUUUAGUAUGAUGUAGAGAGUGAUAGUCUGAGACAAUUUGCAAUUGGUUUUCAUUUUUUAUUAAUAGUGUUUUUUGCGUUAUUUAGCUUUUUAUUCAGCAGCUCUCCAGUUUGCAAUUUCGGCCAUCUGUUUGCUAGGGUCCAAAUUACGCAAGCAACAAUGCAUUGAUUUGAUGAAUAAGAGACUGGAAUAUGAAUAGGAGAGGCCUGAAUAGAAAGAUGAGUAAUAAAAAAGUAACAAUAACAAUAAAUGUGUAGCCUUACAGAGCAUUUGUUUUUAGAUGGGGUCAGUGACCCCCAUUUGAAAGCUAGAAACAGUCAGAAGAAGAAGGCAAAUACUUAAAAAAACUAUAAAAGAUAGAAAAUGAAGACCAAUUGAACAGUUGCUUAGAAUUAACCAUUCUGUAACAUACUAAAAGUUACCUUAAAGGUGAACCACCCCUUUAAUCAGAGGCUAUCGUGAAGGUAGCAGCUUGCUAUUGCUUUGGUUAUAGAUUGACCAAACAACAUUUGACCAAAGUUUUCUGGGAUAUUUGUAAUUAAACCAUUUUACAUGUAGAACAGCUUUGCUGUAAGUAAAGUUGCCCAUAAAUAUUCUCUGUUAACCUGGCCAAUUGGCAGCCCUGUUGCUCUGUAUGUACGGUACCAAAACACUGGCCUACGUGAUCAGAAAUCGGGACAAUUAAUAUUGAUGCGGAAAAUUCACCUAAUUAUUAUCCCAAGAUCCACCCAUUUGCCUCACUACUUGGGUGACUUAACCCGAUAAAAAUAUUGCAAGCUUUCACUUUAUUCUGUAAUGCUUGGGUUAUAGACUAUUUACACAUUCGUAUUUAGCUGUAUAAAUGGGAACAGACAUAAUUGUUGUCUCACCAUGGCCUCGUUCAAAAGUUCUAAUGAAAUGGAGACCUCUUGUGGCUCAACUUUAAUGUUGCAAUGCACAAUUCCUUGAAGAAAUACCUUUUGAACUGUGAAUCUCUCAAGACAUGGUGUUUACGCUUGUUUUAUUUAGGAAGACGAGCAGUAACUAAACAAGCGUGCAUGAUUUCUUGGAUACAUAAAUGUCCUUUAUAUGUCCUUUAUAAUACAGGACCCGAAGCUCUAGAAUACACUAUCUAACCAAUUUAUGCCUCUUGAAUAAAUACUUCAUAAUGAA